GUUCCGUUUCGGGUUCCCUCAGUAGCAUAGAAUCCCACCCGAUGGCCGCGAGCCACCAUAAAGACAGGGCAGAACUUGAAUUCAUCCGCACGAUCCAGAAAUUGGUGCUUGAGGGUCCUGGCCUAGGCGUAGGUGGGAUCAGGCCCGGGGUAGUGGGGCGUCGUCGGGCUGGUGCAGAAGACACGCAGCAGGAUGGGAGGCCACGCGUCGGGUCCACAGCGCACAUCCUCUGUGCGGUGAAUAUCCAACAUGACGAGUUUAAUCCCCGCUUGCUUGUUGUCGCACUCGUAGAAGAAGUGGGUGGCGAGCGUGAAAGGGGAGAAGGUCGGUCGGUGACUGGCGGGGUCGGGGUUGUGUUGCAAGGGCUUACCCAACAGAACGGUGAGUAUGGCUGCCCAGAGGCUUCCGGUCAGGAGGGCGCCGUAGGGAGGUUGGCCCUGCUCGGCCUGGGAGACUCGUCGGGCGAUGUUGUCGUCGUCCAGGUACUUCCGGCUGGCGUGGUUGUGAGAGGGAAUCCACAUUGAACCUCGGCACUCCUCCCACUCAGUUCUCGGGGGGUUUGGUGGCAUUGUUGGUUGUCUUAGUAGAUAGCGACGGUCAAGUUAGG
Molecule: messenger RNA, 607 nt
Organism: Aspergillus saccharolyticus JOP 1030-1
Lineage: Eukaryota; Fungi; Ascomycota; Eurotiomycetes; Eurotiales; Aspergillaceae
Exons: 1
Coding region: 42-524 (160 amino acids)
Source: RefSeq, a predicted model, not a curated record